GGUCAACAUGCUGCUGCUCUCGUUUCUGACAGCUAUUAUCGCUUCGGGUCCUCCAGCAACCGCAGCAGCAUCAUUGCUCGAGACUCGACAGUCUACUCCUGCCUCUGCUGUAUGCUCCAACUAUAAUGGCACAUACAAGCUCACGAACAUCACCGCACCAGUUAGGGGGCUUGGUACCCAACCCGCGGGCAGUCAGCCUUGGGGCCUCUUCCUGAACGACACGGCUGCCGCAUAUCGUCAAAACGUGACCGGAUUCGGCGCAGCGGUCACGGAUGCCACCGUUGUCAACUUCAAUCGACUUACAAGCGCUCAACAGACGUCGUUGUUGAAUGUGCUGAUGACAGCUGGUCCAUCGAAUUCGGCAAAUUUCUCGUUGAUGCGGCAUACUAUUGGAAGUUCGGAUUUGAGCGCAACCAACUACACAUAUAACGAUGGAGCGAGGGAUCCUAGCCUGGCAAACUUUGCUCUCGGACCGAAUGGUACUGCCAUGGCUAGCCUGCUGGCGAAGAUGCGUACCUCUGCACCUGCAAUGACACUGCUCGGCUCCGCAUGGAGUGCCCCAGGCUGGAUGAAACGAAACGGUGCCCUGACGGGCAACGCUACGAACAACAACUUGCUGGACAGAUACCUCGACCCGACGGAAGAUAACCUAGCAGACCCCUAUGCAAAUUACUUCGUGAAGUACCUCCAAGCAUAUGCCAAUGCAGGUGCUCCAGUCAACGCCAUUACGAUACAAAACGAGCCAUUGUUUUCGACUGCCUCCUACCCAUCCAUGUACGUGUAUGAUUACGAGAAUGCGGCAUUGAUUCAGAAGUUUGUGGGGCCAGCUAUUACGAGAGCAAGUCUCAAUACCCAGAUCUGGGGCUACGAUCACAAUCUUGAUCAGCCCGUAUACGCGCAGAGGAUCCUGGACAACGCUCCUGUCAACACUAUAGCAUGGCACUGCUACUCUUCCCAACCAUGGAGCGUAAUGUCAGACUUCAAGGCCAACAACACUGGUGUUAUACAGUACAUGACUGAAUGCUGGACUCCGUCUUCGCAGCCGUGGUACAAUGCCGCGGCUUUCACUUUGGGACCAUUGCAGAACUGGGGAUCGGGCGCUAUCGCGUGGAAUCUCGCGUCUGAUGUGAACAAUGGCCCUUAUAUCUAUGGUGGCUGUUCUAGUUGCCAAGGUCUAGUUACCGUCAGAAACGACCGAACAUAUACAUUGAAUACGGCCUACUAUAUGAUGGCGCAGUUCAGCAGAUAUAUGCCCAAGGGAUCAACAGUCGUGCCUUUGACAGGUAAUGGUGGAAACGGAAAUGGGGAUGUGCAGAGUAUUGCUACCGUCAACCCAAAUGGUAGUCGGACUGUUGUGAUACUGAACACUUUUGCGAACCCCGUAUUCAUGCAAAUGAACACGACUAGCGGCACAGUCUGGAGUGGCUCCCUGCCGCCCUCGAGUGUAGUUACAUGGGUGCUGCCUAGGGCAUAGUACGUAACAGCAACGCAGUGUUUGAGAUUUGCCGAGUUGUUGGCUAGGAUACUUGGUAUAUAACGUCGUUCUUUACAAUAGUGUAGCUAUAAUUAUCUAGACAGAAUUUCCUUAUACGUUAGCCUGAUAAAUUACUCGCAUGCCCUAGUGUAAAAACACG
This is a messenger RNA of Sphaerulina musiva SO2202, 1634 nucleotides long. Its product is annotated as glycoside hydrolase family 30 protein. NCBI's taxonomy places the organism in Eukaryota, Fungi, Ascomycota, Dothideomycetes, Mycosphaerellales, Mycosphaerellaceae. The transcript has a single exon. Gene Ontology annotation, molecular function: glucosylceramidase activity. Bases 8 to 1474 code for a protein of 488 amino acids. Gene Ontology annotation, biological process: glucosylceramide catabolic process. The record is from RefSeq and is a predicted model, not a curated record.